Messenger RNA from Dissoconium aciculare CBS 342.82, 1505 nucleotides. Its product is annotated as P-loop containing nucleoside triphosphate hydrolase protein. Bases 354 to 1334 code for a protein of 326 amino acids. NCBI's taxonomy places the organism in Eukaryota, Fungi, Ascomycota, Dothideomycetes, Mycosphaerellales, Dissoconiaceae. The transcript has 4 exons. Gene Ontology annotation, cellular component: cytoplasm. The record is from RefSeq and is a predicted model, not a curated record.
UCUUUUUCCCUCAUAAAGUCGUCGGCCACCGAUGUAAUUAUGAGGACGCCUUAGAUCGUAGUCGUUUCCGAUAAAAGCUCUUUCGGCUCGUACGUACUUUGUGCUUUGUCCGGGUGACAUACAUCUCACGAAAAUCCCCGAGGUUCGACCGUUCACUGUGAAGCUGUAUCGACGAGCUACGAGUCAUGCAGCUCGAUACACAGCGGCAUCAAUCACAGGUGUAGACGUACAGUGCUACAUCACUCCGUCGUCAUACCACCAUCUCCGAAGCGAUUGCCUGUCGGCGGCUGAUGAUCAGUACCUGAAGACAGAGUGUGUGUGCGCAAGAUUUCCAUCAGUAAGACUUUUCCAACAUGCCGACGACCGCUUUCGAUGACAAGUCGGAGCAUUGCAUUCCGUUCAUCCUGGAAUGUCUGGAUGCACAUCGGACUCGGUAUGCCGAGCAGCGAGACGGCCCUGCACCGAACCAGCCGCCGCCGCCGCCGCCGCUCUUCCUCGGCGUCAAUGGCAUUCAGGGCUCCGGGAAGACUACACUGGUCGCGACAUUGCAAGAGACGCUCACCUCUCCUAGCUACGAUCUGACCACGGUGGUCUUCUCCAUCGACGACCUCUACCUCCCUCACGACGAACAAGUCGCCUUGGCUCGAUCGCAUCCCACGAAUCCGCUCGUCCAGCACCGGGGAGUCCCCGGCACUCACGAUAUUCGCGCCGGAGCACAGCUUUUGCAAGCCUUAACUCGACAGGAAACAGACGUCUCUCUUCCCAGCUAUGACAAGAGCGCAUUCUCAGGGGCAGGAGACCGCCGUCCGCGGAGCGAGUGGACCAUCGUCAAUCCUGGCGGUCAGCGACCCGUCGAUGUGGUCAUCAUGGAGGGAUGGUGUGUGGGCUUCCGCGCCCUGCCGGAUGAAGAGUUGCUGUCCCGAUGGCGAAGCGCUCAUGAGAAGGCGACCUCGACGGCGGGAAGCGACGAAUACGAAGGCCAGCUCGGACGGGUGAAGCUGGAAGACGUGGCGUUCAUCAACGACAGUUUGCGGGCGUACGACGACCUCACUGAUAAACUCGCGGCUUUGAUUUACAUCGAUGCGGAGGACACUCGAUUCGUAUAUGCCUGGCGUCAGGAGCAAGAGGCGGCGCUCCGAGCGGCGAAAGGCACCGGCAUGACCGAUGAGCAAGUCGUCGGAUUCGUCAACGGCUACUAUCCUUGCUAUGAGCUCUACAGUUCUGCGUUGAGAGGAGGUAUCUUUUCCACUGCUGGCAAGACGGGCCGCCAGCUUCACCUCGUCGUGGGCCGGGAUCGACGUCUGCGGGAUGUGCGCCGAGUGCACGGUAGCUGAUGAGCGAGGCUGGGUGACCGGAACAGGAGGCGAUGAGAUGUGUGCAUCGCUACGGAGAUGGCUCCGCGCUAGAUCACCAGAGCUAUUAGGGGAAUGAAUCCUACCGUCCUGGAGGGCAUCAGUCCAAACUUGGCGGUGAAGAGGCAGUGAAGACCAUGACUGAGUGAGUGC